UGUAUGGGCGCCCACAGGGCCAGGGAGGGUAUAAAGGGCUGGGCAGAGGACGCCUAGGCACAACCAGGCUUCCCAGUGCCAGGACUGGGCAAUAAGACUCACCUGUCCAGGAGCCUUGGGACCCUCCAGCCAGAAGCCAUGCUGCUGUGGCUGACCCUCGCCCUCCUGUGGAGCACCACCUGCUGGGCAGAGCAGAUUUAUGGGCUCGGAGGAGGCCGGUAUUUCAGUACCUCUCCAGACUAUUACAACGACGUCACUGGGAUUCGGGUGUCUGUAGGGCCUAUCUUUGGCCUGAUUAAGAGCAUCCAGCUGAGAUAUGGAUCCUCCUGGAGUAAAAGCCUCGGCGCCCAAGGUGGGAAGAUCCAGGAAUUCCUGCUGCAGCCGGGCGAACACAUUAUAGCCGUCCACGGCUCGUACAGGGGUUACCUCCAGUACCUGGUCGUAUACACCGACCAAGGGCGCUCGGCUGCAUUUGGGCGAGAAGAGGGCAACAGCUUCUCUGCCUCCCCAGACCAACCGUGGAAGGUGCUCACGGGAAUCUUUGGCCACCAUAAGCUCCUCGGCAUCACGAGCAUCGGCUUUCGGUGGGAUAGUAUUCGGUCCUUUGGUUGACCAUUGCACAAACAAGUGCAAACCCACAGGCUGAGAAAUGAGUGCUCCUGGGUCCCCAGGGAUGGGGCCCGGCUGAGGCCCUCUGGCUGGUGGUGGGCUGGUGGCACUGAGGUAUCCUUUCUCAACCCUGAAUAAUAAUCCACCAAUAAAUGAAUCUUCUGCAAGAA
Equus quagga is the source of this 779-nucleotide messenger RNA. Its product is annotated as zymogen granule protein 16 homolog B-like. The record is from RefSeq and is a predicted model, not a curated record. Bases 139 to 612 code for a protein of 157 amino acids. The transcript has 4 exons. NCBI's taxonomy places the organism in Eukaryota, Metazoa, Chordata, Mammalia, Perissodactyla, Equidae.